Messenger RNA from Dreissena polymorpha, 6471 nucleotides. Its product is annotated as solute carrier organic anion transporter family member 4C1-like. Gene Ontology annotation, cellular component: membrane. Bases 355 to 2490 code for a protein of 711 amino acids. The transcript is spliced from 12 exons. The record is from RefSeq and is a predicted model, not a curated record. NCBI's taxonomy places the organism in Eukaryota, Metazoa, Mollusca, Bivalvia, Myida, Dreissenidae. Gene Ontology annotation, biological process: transmembrane transport; sodium-independent organic anion transport. Gene Ontology annotation, molecular function: protein binding.
AGCUGCAGUGUGUUGAUCAAUGGCUUGAGCAUAUCCCUGUUUUCCCGAUAGUGAAUAUUGGCGCUACGCGUUUACUUGGAAACAUCGCGAAAAAACACACUAAGCAUUUUCACACACAUCGCCUACACACGAUUACGUUAACCGGUGGUUUUUGAUGUUUACAAACGUUGGUGGUUAAAACAGAACAUUAGAGACCGGGUUUGUUAAGAGAUUCAUUGGCGGUGGCUGCAUCAUGUUUGGAAUUUACGGAGGUGUUGUAAUUAUUAAUGGCAAUGUGCAGUGAUUUGUUUUUUGGGCGAGCGAUGUAUUCCGGGAAAUCGUAUUUGAUUACAUAACGAAUACGGAACAAUAAGUAUGUCAGAUAAAUAUAUUACAGUACAGGAAGAACGUCUCGACGAGAGUGAGGCGUUACAUGUUGAAUGUGAACCUCACCAGUACGGGACGAAUGAUCUGGACCUCGUUACGUUCCGCGGGUUGGAGAAGCCAGAUGAGCCCGAGAAGAACGUGGAGACUCGGUGCGGAUAUAAAACGUGCAGACCCAGGUUUCUACAGCGCUUCAACAAUCCACCCGUGCUGUGCUUGUGUUUGUGCGUCUAUACACUAAUUCAUGGAUUCGCCGUGAACGGAAUAAACAACGUCAACACGACGUCGUACGAACGUCGCUUUGACCUCACUAGCAAGUCGGUCGGCUGGAUCACAAGCAGUUACGAUAUCUCUGCCGCGACGUGUGGCGUCAUCAUCGGUUAUUAUGGCAGCAGGCGAAAGAAAGGGUGCAUAUUGACAUUAGCGUUCCUCUUGUCCUCGAUCGGAUCCACGUGCAUGUACCUGCCCCAUUUUAUCACCACCCGGUAUGAGUGGGGUCAGGGUCAGUCGCAUCUUUGCUCGGAAACAAAGACGUCCUCGCCAUGUGCGGAGUCCGAUGGAGCCCUGCCGCACUUUCUGUCCCUCUUUGUGAUCGGUCAGCUACUUCACGGUAUCGGGGGCUCCACUCUGAUCACCGUCGGCUACUCCUUCAUUGACGACAGUGUACCGGCAGCAUCAUCGCCCAUGUAUAUAUCCAUGAUUGGGCUGUGCCAGAUGCUGGGUCCGAUGAUUGGAUUCCUUGUGGGUGGGGCACUGCUGGACCAAUACGUGGAUUUUGAGAGGAUUCCGCAGUCUGAGUGGAAGUUGACCCCGACUGACCCCAGGUGGGUGGGCGCGUGGUGGAGCGGCUUCUUCAUCUCCUCAAUCCUCAUGUUCAUAUUCGCGCUUCCAUUCACACUCUUCGGAGCAGAACUUCCAAGUGCCAAAAUCGUUCGAGAAACUCGAAUCUCCGAGACACAUAGCGAUAGCCGUCUUUUGUCAAAAGAAAAUGAAAAGAGUGACGUCAUUUCCGUCAGCAGAUUUCCAGACAUGCUAUGCCGUCUUCUGCGUAACCCAGCGUUCGUCUGCGUCGCAUUUGCUGCGUCAUUUAUGGGCCUUGUAACCGUCUCUGUUGCGACAUUCCUGCCAAAAUACAUACAAAGCAUAUACGGUGUUACGGCAUCAGCCGCCGCCACAUAUGCAGGCCUUAUAGUUAUCCCGGGGGCUGCGCUGGGUCAGAUGUUCGGUGGGUUCGUGAUUCGUCAGUGGAAGCUGAAAGUCCGCGGAAUACUGCGCCUCACGAUCCUGAUCGUGGUCCUUGCAAGCCUCUCCAAGUCCUGCUUCUUCAUCAACUGUGAUAUGGUGCUCUGGAAUACGGGCGUCAAUGACAGCACACCCGUUUCUAUAGAAACGCUAACACCGUGUAACCAGAACUGCCACUGUGACGAGAGUGUAUUUCAAGUCGUCUGCGACCAGAAUGGGCGGAAGUUCUAUUCCCCUUGUCUGGCUGGAUGUGAACUGGAGACAGGCAAAAACAUUUUUCCAAAGAGCUUUGAUACGACACCCAUCUUUGAAAACAAGGUGUAUUCAAACUGCAGAUGUGUGUCGUCAGUGGGGAAUAUGACGUCAUCGGUCUCGAGCGAGAACUGCGUGCCGUCCACGUGCAACUCGCUGUUAUAUAUAUUUCUCUUCGUCAUCUUUCUGUCGGCGUUCUUUGUAUCCGGAAGCACUGUGCCGGCGUUGACAGUAGUUUUGAGAUGCGCGGCCGACGAUGAGCGUACGUUUGCUUUGGGUCUGCUAAACUUCAUCGCAAGGAUCGUUGGGACUAUUCCGGGACCGAUUCUGUACGGGACGGCCAUCGACUCAACUUGCCUAGUCUGGGGCCACAAAUGCGAGCAAGAGACCUCUUGCUGGCAGUACAACAAGGCGCGCAUGGGCGAGUACCUGGCAUCGCUAGGCAUUGGCUUCACCGCAGUCGCCAUCUUUUUCUUCUCUCUCGCAUAUCGGCUGUACAAGCCGCCACUUAUCUUACAUAAAAAGGACACCAAGCCAGGGGAUUUGAGCAACGCGGAGUCUCCUGCAGGCAUUUGUGGUCACGCUCUGCCUUCAGUAGAGACCGCCAACGCGGAGGAGACCACCCAUUUUUAGCUUAUAAAAAUGUUAUAUGUAUGGUGUUAGUUUUUGUUAUGUACAGUGCUCUUAAAACAUCACGUUUAACUUAGUUCAAUGAAUAGGUUUGUCCAAUUAAGAUGCAAUACAAAUCCUGUAAAUAUUUUCAAUAUUAUUGUAUCAAGUUUUUAUAUGUUCAGUUCUCUUCGUUAACAAUAUUUGAUUUACAAAAGUUUGAAACAAACAUAUUUGAUCUUGAAUAAAGAUUUCCUAAUUUCCAAUGAAAUACCGUAUGUAUGCGACGAGGCUACCAUAUCUAUACGUAUUGUUUUAUAGGAUUCGGACACAUUUUUAUUCAGCUGACUCAAAUACAAGCUUGCAAAAGUACACUCUAGCAUUUAACAAUUUCACUCUAUGACGGUUACAAGAGUGCCGUAAGUAUAUGUAUAGGAUGCUGGAUUGUUUCCAUGGAGCUGUCCAUAAUCAACUAGCGCUAUUGUUAAGUUCCAAUGCACUGGAUUGUUAAGCAACAUUUAAAAUAAUAUACAUGUACAAUAUAUUGUUGAAAUAAUCGUUUAAUACAGCACUUAGUCACGUGUAUUGCUACAUACAUUUCAUACAACCGUCACAGCAUUACUGGAAUAAUGUUGUAAAAUAAAACAUUUCUGUGCAUUUACAGAAGUUUGCGCACGUCCAUCAUGAACCUAUCUAUACAUCGUUUUUAUAAAUUAAGCAUUUACAAGCAAUUGUUCUUUUACUUCAUAAAGUACACGCGUAGCCAUGUUAAAUAAUAUUUUUGUAUUUUUAACACUACACGUAUUGAUUUUUCCAAAAGUGAAUUUACUGAACUUGCUUAGUUUGUCACCGUGUAUACAUACUGUCUUUUGAGUUGUACUAUUUCAUAAAAAUCAACUGAAGAGAAACAGUAUCUCUAAACAGCUUUCACAUAAACCGUCUCGCUUGUUUUUUUUUGUGUGUGUCUGUGAAUUCAAUAUUUUAGAAUGCUUUCUUUCUAUAUCACAAACUUCCUUAAUGCUAAAUUAGCAGGUCUUGAAUUCGACAUGAUUUGAUAAUUAAGAAAAACGCGUAUAAGUUUAUACCGUCGUAAAACACAGCAAAGCUGAAACUCAGCCAAAUUUUUAGCCAAAUCCAUAUUAAUAACAUGUUAUGCGUCGUUUCUCUUAAAUUGAAUUAAAUUUAAACGAUUAUUUUGUAUCAUGUUUGAGAUCUUAUUGUGCUACUAUUUCAUUAACUGACCAAUCACAUGACAUUAUUUAGGCGAAAUAACUUUCUGAAAAUCAAGUGACGUCAUUAACAUGUCUUACAAAAUUGAUAAUGAUAUUUUAGUAAAAUUAUACGGUUUUAAGCCGUUUAAAACAUAUGAUCAAACAUAUAGGUCUCUCGUUUUAUUUCUUAGAAAAGCAUGCCAAAGGCUAGCUUUGUAACAAUCUUCCAGAACUUAUUAAUAAAUGAAGAACGAAAGGACAAUGUUGUGCCGAUGGGUCAACCCAUCGUCCUCUGUUUCAUGAAUGUUACACAGUGCCUCUUCAAUGCCGUUCAAAACGCAGCGAACAAAAAAUGCGUGAAUUUAAGAAUAUUCAAGUUACGCAUGGUGUAUCUCACAGUAGAAAACUGUUUUUACUUAGGGAUAAUUUUAGUGCCAACUAAUCUGUAUUAUUAUCAAUGCAAUUAAGCCAAAUAUUCACGGUGUUAAACACACAACUAUGUAUAUACUUCUUGUAAUUUGUAUAUUUAGUGAGUAGGCUUACAAGCUUAGGUAAUGGCAUUAUUUACGAAGGGUGUUGGUACUUAAAUCGUCAAUUACCAUGUUCAGACAAUAAAUACUAUGUAUAAAAGUGCAUAUUUUAACACACUUGUAUUGUGAUCACGUUUGACAAAAAGUUUGUCUAAGCAACGCGUAUUUCGUGUUGAUGAUAAUUAAAACAUCACAACAAAAUCGACCUCAAUCUAUAUUAUAGUGUAAAUAAAUGUUAUACACGUACUGGUAUCGGACACUAGUACCGCACCUAUUAACUAUUCACACUCAAUGCAUUUGUAAAUAAAAUAUAUGUAUUGAUAUUUGUUCGCGUAUUUUCACACUAAAAUGCAAGUAUUGUAAAUACAAAUGUUGACAUUAGUUUGUAUUAAAUUACUAUUUUGUUUGAUUGGUUGCAAUAUACUGAACUACUCUUGCCAAUUCAUGAAUUACGAGUACAUGUAUACUAAUUGUAAUCAAUAGAGAAUUUAUAUCAAAUAAGUAUUAUGUGUUAUAGUGCAAUAUUUUCCUUGAAAAAAGUGACGGGUUGGUAUCACAGGUAUCUUUAAGAAAAAAAUAGUCUGCAUACUAUGAAUAUAUGCUAGGGAUACAACUGUCAACUUUCCUGCACAACACCAUGGUCUGAACAAAAGCAAACUCCUCGCUCCAAAAGAAUUAAUUACGCCAAAUAAACUGCAUACCAAAGACAAUUAUCUUCCAGAAACAGUACGCUUGGCAAUAAACUACGAGCUUUUCAUUAAAUUAGGACAGAAGGUUUCAUUCAAAAAGGCUCAAAAAUCCUUACUUUGACACAGGUGUGCACGGUCGAAAACUGAUCAUUGAAGAUUUAAUUUACAUAUCCCUUUAAAAUUAAGCUCGUUUGUAGGUACAUAUUCCUUGUCUUGUUUCUUUUCAUAUUUGAAUAGAACAUAACUACAAUUAAAUGUGUUUUGCUAGAAAAUUGUUUACUUUCAUGUUGUACAAUUCACUUAAUGAAUUUCAAACAGGAAAUUUGAUUGGUUAAAUCUGCGUAGCAGUAAACAUCCAGCCAAUCACAUGCCACGUUACAUUACCUGACAAAUUGCAUACACAUCCUUGAAGAUUUUAAAUCAUGUAAAAAAAUACGGUACACAAAUGCAGUUACAUGCCAUCAAGUUAGUUGUCUACUUUCAUUCAUAUACUGUCGUUGGAUUAUAAAACAAGGUAAAACUUGAUAAACUUUUCAGUAAUUAUUAAAUUAUGGAACAAAAUGUGUCAAAGUGACUGUGCACACCUGUGUCCAAGUUCAAUUUUUUUUUACAGUUUUUCAUGACAUUUUCGUUUCAAACUAAACUAUUUACACGUUUACUGCUAUUAACUUAAUCUUAUCGGGAAGAUAACUGUAUUGGCUGUUGUUAUACAGUUUAUUUGCUGUAAUUAUUGGUUUUGGGAGCGAUUUGUUUGCUUCUGCUCAGACCAAGGUGGUGUACAGGAAAUUUGACAGUUGUAUCCAUUGUAUAUGAUCAUAGUAUGUAGUUGUAUCCAUUGUAUAUGAUCAUUGUAUGUAGACUAUUUGACAGUUGUAUCCAUUGUAUAUGAUCAUAGUAUGUAGUUGUAUCCAUUGUAUAUGAUCAUAGUAUGAAGACUAUUUUUCUUAAAGGUCUCUGUGGUUGGUAUACGACGACACUCAUUGCCUUUCAAAUUGUCGCCCUUUGUUAUGUUUCAAUAAAGUAUAUCAAUAACUAUUUCAUUGUUAUUUUUAUAGUUUAAAUAAGUUUAUGGUGAAAUACCUCUAACAAUUGUUCUUAGUAUUACCUACCUCUGACUUUUAAGUUUGAAAUAUUGGUAAUUGAAGUACAUUACUGUAUAUGCUUUGGUGUAUUUAUUUUUAUGUUUAUAACAUAUAGUUUUAUGAGACCGUGAAGCAGUUGUAUUGUGUGUAUGCUUCAGUUGUUACCUGGACCUGUAUUAAUCAAUAGAUUCUAAGACUUGACAAUCUAGAAUAGACUUAUAUAACAAGAUAAAGUCUUCAAAGUUUGAAUAUACUCGGGCUAGAAAUGAUGCUUUAUCGUUUAGAUUGUUCAACAUUAAUAAUGAUGUGAUUAUAGUUUUUAACUACCACGCUAGCCUUAACUUUCAAGAACUUCUGAAACAUUAGAGUGUUAAGAAUAUACUGUACUUUGAGACUUUAGUCAACUAAUCGGUUGGUGAAUACGGGCCAUGGACUGAUUGUUAUUCUUGUGAAGAUUGUGAAAAUUUUGUAAAAUAAAAUUAUUAUAACCAUA